ACGCUGUUGCAUAGUCGGCGACUCGGCUACACCCACCAUAUAUAUUCCUCCAACUCAGACUCCAACUCCAACUCCAACUCCAACCGUAACUUUAUUUUCACCAGCAGAAGAACAAUUACUGGUUUCUUCAGCAGCUAUAAAAAUUUCUCAUUCCUCCAAUCAGAGUUUAACAUCCAUCCUUUUACAAAAAGAAAUGAUGAGUAACAAAAGAAGUAGAGCAGAAAUGGAAGACAGCAUAGUAGUUGCCAUGGCAAAGUGUUUGAUGUUAUUAUCACGUGACAAGGGAGGGAUCGAUUUUCAAUCCGUGAUCGAUGAGCAACAAAUGACAUCAAAAUCCAGUACUCAAGAUCGCGUUUUCGAGUGCAAAACAUGUAAUAAACAAUUUCUGUCCUUUCAAGCUCUAGGAGGACAUAGGGCGAGCCACAAGACACGUCCGGUGAUGGACUUGUAUUCAUCGGAUGAUCAAAGCGUCAAUGAUAACCAAAAGCAAGCAAAGAAAGUAAAGACUCAUGAGUGUUCUAUUUGUGGUUUAAAUUUCGCUGCAGGACAAGCUUUGGGUGGUCAUAUGAGAAGGCACAGAGCUUCCAUGAUUGAAUCUUCGACAACAAUAGCAGGAGCAGGAUUGUCAUCAAUCUUGUCAUCUGAUAUUACUACCGCUGCUACUCAUCAAAAAGAAAUGGUACCACAAGUUUCAGCAUUGAAAAGAUCAAAUAGCAGGAGAGUUUUGAGUUUGAAUAUAGAUUUAGAUUUGAGCUUAUCUCUUCAACCCUUGGAUAACAAUGAUCUUGAGUUCUCCACUGAUGUAAAAGCACCAGGGAAACAUAUUUCCACAACAUCCACGAUUUAUGCUUUGAUUUGAUUAAUAUGUGAUCAAAAUGUGGCUAGAUGUGAUUUAUGCAUUAGCGAAGACCAAUUCUCUCUCUUUAUUUUAUCUCUCGGUAAGUAGGAUAAUAUGAUCUGACAUUAGAAGAGGUUCGAUCCAGAGGGUUUCCGGUCGCGUGCUGGUUGGGGCGAAGACUUUAGGCAAUAGGUUUAAAUUUAUGUAUGUAAAUGAAUUAUGACAAGUGACUCGACAACUUCCCUUAGUUUAAAAUUGUGAUGUUAUCACUUUCUAAUUAUCUCUUGGUUGCUGCUA
Papaver somniferum (opium poppy) is the source of this 1135-nucleotide messenger RNA. RefSeq names its product zinc finger protein ZAT12-like. Lineage: Eukaryota; Viridiplantae; Streptophyta; Magnoliopsida; Ranunculales; Papaveraceae. The transcript has a single exon. Bases 194 to 859 code for a protein of 221 amino acids. Gene Ontology annotation, biological process: response to stress; response to chitin. The record is from RefSeq and is a predicted model, not a curated record.